ACCAGUUAAAAUCUUGCCUGGGGCACCAACUCAGUUAGGGCCGGUUCUGCACUGAAAUACAUGAAAAACAUUAAAAAUAAUUAACUUUUUUAUUUUAAUAAAUUCUCCUUAAUUUACUUUAGAAUAUUGUUUACCUAAUAGGAGGUUUUGUUCAACCAAAAAGUUGCAACAGUGUUUUUUUCUUGGUGUACUUUGUGCUGGAUUGUCAAUCUCGCAUAUUCACGCGAGACUUCAUGAGAACACAGGGCGCGAAUUCGAUGAGUGGUCUGUUUGUAUCCCCUCCAUCUGGGCUGUGUGCGUUUACCUCCUACUGCCGAAGUUUCCUUUCACUUUCAGAAGUUUAGGAGCCAAAGAUGUCUAAAAGAAAAAGUAGCUCCGGCAUUUACAAACCCCACAAACGGGUGAGAGAGGAAGAGCCGGAGCCGGAGCCGGAGGAGGAGGAGGAGGAUGAAGAUGAAGAAGAGGUGGCCGAUGCAAAUGGAAAUCACAGUGAUGAGGAGGAAGAUGAGUUACUAAGCAGACAGAUGCUCCGUGCUGGAGAGGUGGUGAGUGAUGCAGGGAUUGUGGAGAGCAUCACUUUGAAGAACUUCAUGUGCCACUCCAACCUCGGACCUUUUGCCUUUGGUUCAAAUGUCAACUUUGUUGUUGGCAACAAUGGAAGUGGAAAGAGUGCCAUUCUGACCGCUCUUAUAGUUGCUUUAGGUGGGAAUGCACAGGCAACAAACAGAGGAUUAUCCCUGAAGGGUUUUGUGAAGCAAGGAGAAAGCUCAGCAGAUGUGUCGAUCACCCUGCGCAACAAAGGAAGAGAUGCAUAUAAAUCUGAGGUGUACGGUUCUGCCAUCGUUGUUGACCUGAGAAUAACACGAGAGGGGUUAAGGACUUACAAACUGAGAGCUAAGUCAGGUCAAAUUAUUUCAACCAAGAAGGAGGAGCUCAUUUCCAUCCUGGACAAUUUUAACAUACAGGUCAACAAUCCGGUGUCGGUUCUGACUCAAGAGAUGAGCAAAUACUUCCUGCACUCCAAAGGAGAGGGAGAUAAAUAUAGGUUUUUUAUGAAAGCUACCCAGCUGGAGCAGAUGAGAGAGGACUUUGUCUACAUCAAAACCACCAAGAAUGUCACAGAAGAAAAAAUCCAGCAGCAUAGUGAAUGCUUGAAAGACUUGAAGAGGAAGUACCUGGAGAAAGAAGAGCGUUACAAGAGCCUGUCGUCACUGGAUGAAAUGCAAACCAAGCUGGGGGAGUUGCAGAAGCAAAUGGCUUGGGCUUUGGUGGCCGAACUGGAGAAGCAGUCAGAGCCCUUAAAGGCGAAGCUGCAGACAGACAGACGUGAUACAGAGAAAUAUGAUCAGAAGGUGGAUGAAUGGACGAGAAAGGUCACAGAGGCCGAGGAGAAGCACAGGCAGAUCCAAGAACGGUUGGAGGGAAUUACCCAGCAAGUCCAGGAGCUGCAGCCCAGUAGUGCUGAGCUGAAGGCCGAAGUCCAGAGACAGAACACUCAGCUGAAGUCAAGCGAGGUCACUGUCCACAGAUGCAAGGUGAACCUGAGAGACCUGGAGAAGGACAAAGUUCAGCUGUCCUCACGAUUGAACGAUCUCAAGUUGAGCAUCAACCAGACAACAGGAGCGGAGAGCCAGGCCAGGACGGAGCGUAUGGAGCAGAUACAGGCCGAGCUGGAGGACCUCAGUCACCAUGUCUCCACUCUGGGUGUGCAGAUUGACCAGUAUCAAAAUGCCUGUAGUCGUGCAAAGGAAGAACAAGGAAAGAUGAGGAGAGAGCAUGAGGUGCUCCAGAGAUCCAUUGAAGCCAAAAGAAGAAACCUGCUGACUCUGGAGAGUAGUCGGUCCAAUCGCCUUCGUCGUUUCGGAGAACACAUGCCUGCACUUCUCGGUGCCAUUCAGGAAGCUUAUGACAGGGGCAGGUUCAAACACAAACCCCGAGGACCUCUGGGUAACCUUAUCAGCCUGAAGGACCCCGAGCUGGCCCUGGCUGUAGAGGUAUGUCUUAAAGGCCAGCUGCAGGCCUUCACCUGUGAUAACCAUGAUGAUGAGAAGGUGCUGCAGGGCCUCAUGGGCAGGGUGUUCACAUCUGGUCGUAGACCUGCCAUCAUCACCAGCGCUUUUAUCCAACAAGUCCACGACACAAGAAGGAGGGGCGUGCAUCACCCUGAUUACCCCUCUGUGCUGCAAGCUCUAGAAAUUGAGGAUCCAGUGGUGGCCAACUGCCUGAUCGAUCAGAGGGGUAUAGAGUGCAUUCUCCUCAUUAAGAAUCGCACAGAGGCUCGUAAAGUGAUGCAGGGCAGGAACCCUCCUCAGAACUGCACCCAGGCCUACUCUAAGGAUGGAGAUCAGAUCUUCAAUAACCGCAGUUACACUGCUGAGCAGACAAGAGCCAACUACCUGUCAGGAGAUGUGGAGGAGGAGAUCAGGCACUCGCAGAGGGAGAUGGAGAACCAGAAGGGUCAGGCAAACCGUUUCCAGCAACAGAUGAAAAAGUUAGAUGAAGAUGUCAACAAGAACGAGGGGCUGCUGAGAAGGACCCACAUCGAGCAGAAGACAACCAAAGAUAAGCUCACUAAGUUACAACUGGAGCUAACAGACCUAAAAAAUGUGGAAGAACCUCAGUCAGAGGACCUCCGGCCCCUGGAGGAAGACCUUCAGGAGAUCAUCUCUAAGAUCUCAUCAAAGCGUGCCGAGUACGAUGAGGCACGGGCUCAGAUGGCCGAUCUCAAGGCCCGCUAUGACAAGGCAGAGCAGGAGUACAAGCAGCACAAGGAGCAGAUCAACACAGUCACGGAGGAGGUCGAUUCAAUAAAGGAGGAGCUGAAUAAGACCGAUCAGGAGAUGAUGAAGUGCAAGCAUCACAAAAAACAUUACGACGAGAAGCGCAGCGGUCAUCUGCGAAACAUACAGACACAAGAGGGCAAUCUGGAAAGCAAGGAGCAGGAACUUCAGACAUCCAUUUUUAAAGCCACAGAAAUCUGUCCAGAGCGUAUGACGGUACGGCGGACACCCGGGGCUCUGGACAGUGAGAUCAGCCGUCUCAAAGUGAAGAUUACAACACAGCAAGAACAACAAGGGGACAGAGAGGAGGUUGUAAGACAGUACAAAGAGGCUCUGGAGAACUACAACAGCAUGGCUCAGCAAAUGAAGUACCUCAACAGCUUCAUCAAAAGUCUGGACAGUGUCAUGAAGCAAAGACUCCAGGCGUACACUGAGCUCAGGAGGUUCCUCUCAGCUCGCUGUAAAUACUACUUUGACAGCACACUGGCCCAGAGAGGCUACACUGGAAGUAUGACCUUUGAUCACAAGAAUGAAACUCUCUCCAUCUCAGUGCAGCCCGGUCAGGGUAACAAGGCUGACUUGAGCGACAUGCGCACCCUGUCUGGGGGCGAGCGCUCCUUCUCUACGGUUUGCUUCGUCCUCUCUCUGUGGGCCAUCACAGAGGCGCCUUUCCGCUGCCUUGACGAAUUUGAUGUUUUCAUGGACAUGGUGAACAGGAGGAUAUCGAUGGACAUGCUGUUGAAGGUGGCUGCUGGACAGCGCUACAGACAAUUCAUUUUCCUCACACCGCAGAGCAUGGGUUCUCUUCCAGUGAGCAGAAUCAUCCGCAUCCUUCGUCUCAAAGAUCCCGAUCGGGGCAAUAACAAUGCACAAAGAGGUGAAGACGAGGAGAACUAGUGUCCCUGACACGACUCAGACCCUUCACCGAGCGCCAAGAAGGCCUGCAUGAGAGGAAGGCAGGGUGGCGUGUUGAUUCUCAUCUUCUGGGAAUAAGUGUUAAGUGCUGCUACGGUGGUCUUUAAUCAUUAAGUGGGAUUCAGAUUUGAGAACAUUUGUCCUUUUUAAAGAGGAAUAAUUGUUCAAAGUGUGUUAAUUUUUUGUAAUAUAACAUGGAGCACCAGUUAAACGUUUUGAGCACUGUUAUAUCCAACUGAGGAAAGUAUUUUUAUAUAUUUACAAAAGUGUGUUCCAUGUCCUGAACGUUCAAAUGGUUAAAGAUAAAAAUGUACAAAAUAUUUUGUGUUUAUUAAACUAAAGAAAAAAUAAA
Molecule: messenger RNA, 4047 nt
Organism: Notolabrus celidotus (New Zealand spotty)
Lineage: Eukaryota; Metazoa; Chordata; Actinopteri; Labriformes; Labridae
Gene: smc6
Exons: 27
Coding region: 354-3677 (1107 amino acids)
Biological process (GO): chromosome organization; double-strand break repair via homologous recombination
Cellular component (GO): nucleus; site of double-strand break; Smc5-Smc6 complex
Molecular function (GO): damaged DNA binding; protein binding; single-stranded DNA binding
Source: RefSeq, a predicted model, not a curated record